Messenger RNA from Macrosiphum euphorbiae (potato aphid), 294 nucleotides. The record is from the annotation of a GenBank genome assembly. NCBI's taxonomy places the organism in Eukaryota, Metazoa, Arthropoda, Insecta, Hemiptera, Aphididae.
AUGUCUCGUCAAAUUCAUAAUAGUCUGUCAACUAAACGCCGUAGGUUUUUAGAAGAAAUUGAAAUAAUUGAUGUUUAUAGAACUUGUCCACACCCAAAUGUAUCUAGAAAUAAUACAACUGUACAUCAGCAACAUCAAGGCAAUGUUAGUUAUAAUAUUAUUGUCGAUAAUGAAAGUCAAGUAUCAAAUUUAAUUUCAGAUGAACUUAAUUUUCCUUCAUUGUCACAAUGCAUUGAUGAUAAUAAAUAUCUUAUACUGUUUCUGAUAGUGAUGAUACCGAUGACGAGGAGUUGA